Molecule: messenger RNA, 2537 nt
Organism: Fusarium odoratissimum NRRL 54006
Lineage: Eukaryota; Fungi; Ascomycota; Sordariomycetes; Hypocreales; Nectriaceae
Exons: 2
Coding region: 133-1842 (569 amino acids)
Molecular function (GO): monooxygenase activity; iron ion binding; heme binding
Source: RefSeq, a predicted model, not a curated record
GUCUGAUCCAUACAAGAGCUCUCAAGUUUGCAUCUUCAGCAGCAAAACCACGUAUCGCCUCAACUUUGCCAAACUCUAUUUCCUUCAUCAUUCAUGUUGAACCACUUCAGUAUUUACUGAUCCCAUCUCAAUAUGGACCGUCUCGAGGCUCUUCGUGAGCGCCUCAAUGAGACUCUCAUCCCCCACGCCCAACGAUAUCCCCUACCAGCUAUCCUCGUCACAACCAUGAUCCUCUUCAUCACAACAAGACUCUUUACAGGCAGUUCAUCUUCUUCUAGAAAGGAUGGAUCAAAAACGCCUCCUCUUGCACCCUUUUGGGUACCGUUGUUCGGCCAUGCUCCGCGUAUUUUCCUCAGUCCUUCGUCAGCUUUGACGCGCUUCAGAAAUCGAUAUGCCCAGGGUGUCUUUUCAAUCCGCUUAUUCCAGAGCAUUCACUCUUUUGUCUUUCGACCUUCGCUUGUGGCUCGUCUUCUUGAGCAGCCGGAAUCUGUCGCCGAUAAGGAGUAUGUUGCACGACGGGUUAUGAUGACCAAUUUUGGCCUCUCGAAGAAGGAUCUUGCUGCUUAUGAUAAAGCUGCUCCUGAGGUAUAUCAAAUCACCAAGGAGUAUCUGAGCGGUUCUCAUCUUGAUACCCUGGCCAAGGCUACGCUUCGAGAUCUUGACGACAAUGCUGCUGAUGCAAUCUCCUUCAACAGCUAUCCCACUGAUCAGAUGGACUGGGAACGUCAAGCAAAUGCAGAACUUUUGGAGGACACUGGAGACGAAAAGAUCAUGGCUGUGGACUUCUUUGAACUAAUGAAGACCUUCAUCGCCAGAACAGCCACCAUCUCAGUCUUCGGCACAGACUUCAUUGAGAUCUAUCCCGAUAUCUGGCCUCAUCUGUGGAUCUUCAACGAUGCUUUCCACUCGCUGGCAAUGGGUGUUCCCGUAUGGGCGCCUUUCCCAAGCUCUCAGCGCGCCAGAAUCGCUCUUGGAAGACUACUCACAUUCAUGCGGGAGUAUCACACCGAGUUGGACAAGUUUCUCAGCGAUGAAGAACCGGCUACGAAAUGGCAGGAUUUUCACACCAUCAGCCCUCUUGUACGCGCCAGGACCGAAGUCUACCGAAAACACGGUCUGCCAAUCGAUGUCCGCGCUGCAUUUGAUGUUGCUCUUCUUUGGGCGACUACUGUUAACUCUACGUCACUCAUCUCAUGGUCUCUAUUCGAAUUGUACCAAGACCCUGUUCUUCUAUCUCAAAUCCGCGAACAAAUCACCCCAUUCGUCAGGAUCGUCCAGCCUAAAAACGAUUUCGGUGGCGCCGUCUGGAUUCCUCCUCAGGUUCAGAAACUUGACCUGGACGGUCUUGUUACUAAAUGCCCUCUGCUUCAUGGAGUAUACCUUGAGACAUUGAGGUUAUACGGUGGAGGAUGGUCAGCGCGGUAUCUGAAGGAGGAUGUGAUUCUCAAAGACAAGGAAGACAGCUUUGUUCUGAAGAAGGGAACGUUCGCACACGUUGUGAACGAUCUGCAUCACUCUGAUCCCAGAAGCUUCACAGAUGCCAAGGUCUGGCAAGUUGGACGAUACCUCGAAGAUACAGUGGACAAGAAGGGUGUCAAGACUCAGAGAGCUGAACCAUACACAGUCCGAGCAUCAGACGGAACAUUGACGAUGUGUGACGAUUCGGAGUUUACGUUGAGAAAGGUGAUCAUGUAUAUCUCAGUGUUUAUCAGCCUUUACGAACUCGAACCCGCGGGGAGUGAAAGAUGGCCAUCGCCUUCGGUAGUCAAGGGAGUUGCUUCAGCGCAACCGUGGAGGUCUGUUAGAUUGUGGGUAAGGCGAAGGUCGCCGCAACCUCAAUGAGUGGCAUGCUGCCGUCCCUGAGUUGCACCAGCAUGUUCGAUACAGGGACAAAGAGGAAUUUAUGAUAUUAAUAGAUUGUUCGGCAUGCACCAAAGUUUCGACGGUUUGCUACUACUUACGUGAAGAGUUUCCAUGGCUGAACAUGGUGCAAAGAUUAUCAGUGCAUCUUACAUUCCUACCAUCAGCCAAGUCGUCUCAGGUCAUCGAAGCUUCCAACAACAACACUGGCUCACAAGGUUCACAUGAUCGCUCAUAUCUUCACAAAGUCCCAUCACUCAUCGAUGCCAUUACGGCCUGUUUCAAGAUCCCAGCCCAUAUGUGAGCCCUAGUGGGGCGUAGUGUCUUCUCCAGCACAAAAAUUACCCACAACACCAAAAAGAUGAUCUUGAGGAGCGUAUCUCCCCCGGGAAGGCUCGAACUUCCGAUCUCCCGAUUGUCUGCAAGUAACAGUCGGACGCUUUAGCCAACUAAGCCACAGGGGAUGAGCUGAUUUGAUGAAUGCCGCCACGGCAUUGGGUACUAUGUUGGCGAGGGUAGCAGUUUCGCGACAGUUGAGACGCAAGGUGUCAUAAAUUGAGAGUUGGAGAGUUGGAGAGGAUACUUGACUACGAGUUGAGUAGAGUUUGUGGAGAAACAGUGGUGAAACGAACAGAGGCAGAUGUAACAUCAUCCAGUCCAGUUUUGGUGAUGUUAGC